This is a messenger RNA of Eimeria mitis, 471 nucleotides long. Its product is annotated as U6 snRNA-associated Sm-like protein LSm1, putative. Gene Ontology annotation, molecular function: RNA cap binding. Gene Ontology annotation, biological process: deadenylation-dependent decapping of nuclear-transcribed mRNA. The transcript has 2 exons. The coding region runs from base 1 to 471 and encodes 156 amino acids. Gene Ontology annotation, cellular component: Lsm1-7-Pat1 complex; P-body. The record is from RefSeq and is a predicted model, not a curated record. NCBI's taxonomy places the organism in Eukaryota, Apicomplexa, Conoidasida, Eucoccidiorida, Eimeriidae.
AUGGAAUUCCGCCAGCAAUUUGCAGUCCAGCAACAGCAGGUUGUCGCUCAUGACUCCACAGCAGCGGACCACUUCGACGAAACCCAACCAAACGCUGCACCUAACUGGAUAACAAGCUUGGAAGAGGAGCUAGACAAGAAAGUACUGGUCAUUUUGCGCGAUGGCAAGAACCUAAUUGGUAUAUUGAGGUCAUUCGAUCAAUAUGGCAACUUGAUGCUGGAAGGCUGUGUCCAACGAAUUAUUGUCAAUACGUUUUACAAUGAUAUAUACCAGGGAGUUAUGAUCAUUAGGGGGGAAAACAUACUGCUUUUCGGAGCCGUAGACGAGUCGAAGCCUAGCCCACUCGAGUCCCGACCUCUGUGGGAGAUCCUGCAGAUGCAUGAGGAACAGGAACAACGUGAGAGCAAGAGACGGCGAAACCUGCGGCAUUUGGGUGAUUUCCUCUAUGGUUAUGAUCUACCAGAUGAGUGA